AUUCAUUCAUCACAUCAGUCUGUGAGUGGUAGCCGUGUUGAAAUGACGUGUUAUGUUAUAUCCUCCGCUUGUUCGUUUGAGCUUUAGUUUGAGAGUGGAUAUUUUCUCAUCGGUGUGUACCUUCUUCCAUCUUUUCUACUGCCUUAUAUGCUUCCACAACGGGAAGUAUACCAAAUAUACCAUUCGAGGUGCAACAAAUAGUGAAAUUGUGAUACUGUCGACUGGCAUGUCGAUUGCUGCCUUGGAAUAAGCGUGAUUUUUGUGCAGUGAGGUGAAUAUUUCACACCGUGUAGUUACGUGCAGUGGCAUUUAUGAGAAGCUUAAUAGGUGCGGUGACCUUAAAACAGUGUGUGAUGUAAGCAAACCUCGAAUACAUACUUCUAAGAAAUAUUAAUAAAUCGCUUUAAGAAGAAGAAAAGUGGAAACGAGAAGUGCCUUAAACGAGAGAAGAGAAAUUCAUCACUGGCAUACCGUUGAGCUGACGAGUCACGGUGGUGAAGCAAGAAGAGGAAAUUAUUCACAAACAAGUACUCAAGGAUACUGCUAGCACUGCUGUUCCAGAAGAGUUCCGGAAGCGAUGAUACACGUAGGAGACAACACAUGGAACUUGCGGGUCUUUAUCACGGACCUGCAGGUCGAGAAGACACUGCGAGUUCGGGGUGAUCUACACAUUGGUGGCGUCAUGCUUAAGCUGGUCGAUCCAGAUAAUCCAAAAGAUUGGUCAGAUCACGCAUUAUGGUGGCCAGCGAGGAACAUCUGGCUGACAAGAACGAAAUCUACACUCGAUCAGGUCGGAUUGCAUGCGGACGCCCUGCUACAUUUCACACCAAUGCACAAAACGUUACGGGUACAGAUGCCGGAUUUGAGAUACCUGGACUGUCGAGUGGAUUAUUCGAUCAAAACUUUCGGCGCAGUCGUUGCUCUGUGCAAAGAUCUGGGGAUUCGACAUCCGGAAGAGCUUUCACUGUGCAAGCCAUUGGAACCAGCUCAUUUGAAGAAAAAUUACGCCGAUCUACCAAAAAAGAAAUUUCCUGUGGAGCAGAAUGGCAAUGCGGCAAGAGAUUUCGUUCACCCAGCUCCGGAUACCAACACAUUCAUCCCGGCUACAGCGACAGGUUUUCAUGGCAGCAGCGGUAGCCUCGACGGACCAACGAACGGUGGACCGUUCUCGUGUGCACCGGUACAACAUCCACACUAUACGCCCAACAAACCAGCUUUGCAGAGUACACCAAUCAGCUCUCCCACAGGUACAUUGAGGCAUAAUUACACGAAUGGACACACUUCGUUCAACGAAUCAACUUCGAGUUUGGGUGAUGCGAUCGAUAAUCUGGCGUACAGUCCCUGCGCCCCUAGUCCAGAAGCGCGUUCACGGCUGGUGAAGCCAAAAACGUUGGUAGAACGAGCACGCAUGAACGUAGGAUGGCUGGACUCCUCACUGUCUAUCAUGGAGCAAGGGAUUCGAGAGUUCGACACUCUAUGCCUACGCUUCAAGUACUACACAUUCUUCGACCUCAAUCCCAAGUAUGAUCAAGUACGAAUCAAUCAGCUAUACGAACAAGCAAAGUGGCAGCUUCAGAAUGAAGAAAUCGAGUGCACUGAAGAAGAGAUGCUCAUGUUCGGGGCACUGCAGUUCCAGGUAAACCUUCAAAAUGAGGUUCCGCAGCCAGAUUCCGGAAUUGACACGUCCAGCCUCGACAAUGCUGCAGAUGAUGAUGUUGACGCAGCGCUACGAGAACUUCAGAUUACUUUGGAAGGACCAAGCAAUGGCCACAACGCUGGCGACAUAACGCACAUACCGGAACUAACAGAUUAUCUGCGGUUUUUGAAGCCCAAAAAGUUUACACUGAAAGGAUACAAACGCUACUGGUUUACAUACAAAGAUCUACACUUACACUUGUACAAAAGUAAAGACGAUGCGCGAUCGAACAAUCCUCCCCAAGUGUCCAUCAAUCUUCGCGGUUGCGAAGUCACACCGGAAGUUAACUUAUCGCAAAACAAAUUCAAUAUUAAACUGGAAGUGCCACUAGAACAGAACAGCAAUAGCGAAAUGUGGAUUCGAUGCGAUAGUGAGGAUCAAUACGCCAAAUGGAUGGCAGCUUGCAGAUUAGCGUCGAAGGGCCGAUCGCUGGCCGAUAGUUCAUAUGACAGCGAAGUGUCCAGCAUCAAAUCCUUCCUGAGUAUGCAGAAACCCGCGCAAGCACCGGCGGUGGCGAUAAACCCGAACAACAUCGACCCGAACGAAUAUCUGUCCGCUAGAUAUGCCAAGAAGCUUAAGAACAAAGCCGUCAUGAGGAUGCUGGAGGCCCAUGCCAACGUCAAAGAUCUUUCGCUGAUGGAUGCCAAGCUGAGCUACAUCCGGGCAUGGCAAAGCCUUCCGGAGUUCGGAGUGACGCUCUUCGUUAUCAAGUUUGAUGGCCAUAAGAAGGAGGAACUGCUGGGGGUGGCUAGCAACCGCAUUAUGAAAAUGGACAUCAAUACGGGAGAUCAUUUGAAGACGUGGCGCUAUAACACUAUGAAGGCCUGGAACGUCAACUGGGAGAUAAAAUGCAUGAUGAUCCAGUUCCAGGGCGAAAGCAUUGUGUUCUCUUCGCUGUCCGCGGACUGCAAGGUCAUACACGAGUUCAUCGGUGGCUACAUCUUCAUGUCGAUGCGAUCGAAAGAAACGAAUCAAACGCUUAACGAGGAACUUUUCCACAAGCUAACGGGUGGCUGGAACUAAACAGCCAACGAAUCCAACGAGUCGGUUAAUUUAAUUUUCUAAAAUGCUAACUACACUUUUGUACAUAGUAUAAUAAUUUUAGCAUUGUUAGAAGCUUGAUAUAAUCAUUUAACAACUAUAGCAAAUUUUUGGUCUAAAGAAAUUUGAAGGUACUUUUUAAAUCUUUGUAAGCAACCAUAAGUUAGUAAGACAAUCAAUUGUUCGUCAAAUAAAAAAGGACAUAAAAUUUAUAUUUGGAAGACUACAUUUUAAAGUUCUAAUACAAAAAAAACGCACACGUUAAUAUGCAAUAAUUAGGAUACAUACAAAAUUAUAGCAAUGAAAUAUUACAAAUGCCAAAAGUGUCUUCUACAACCUGUAAAAAAACGAAUCAAACUUAUAGGUACUAUUAAACUAGAUGAAAUCAUCGGUAUUGCAACUAUAUUUAUGUUACAUAACCUAACUUGAAUGUUAUUUUAACUUACUAGUUGAGCUACUUAAAUGUUCAAUAAUUCAUUAUUGAUUCUGGUUCGGCGGUUUACUUUUUGAACGGAAUAAUUGCAUUGAUUAAUAUACGACAGUUUCAGUUUAGAAGUUAAACAAACGUUGCAUUGGAUUUGAAAAAAAAA
Molecule: messenger RNA, 3327 nt
Organism: Aedes aegypti (yellow fever mosquito)
Lineage: Eukaryota; Metazoa; Arthropoda; Insecta; Diptera; Culicidae
Gene: Fit1
Product: unc-112-related protein
Exons: 6
Coding region: 578-2719 (713 amino acids)
Biological process (GO): integrin-mediated signaling pathway; cell-matrix adhesion
Cellular component (GO): cell-substrate junction
Molecular function (GO): integrin binding
Source: RefSeq, a predicted model, not a curated record